CGUAGUGCAUAGUAAACGUAGCCAUGUAACAGCUGAUUUUAAUCAGAUUGGAUGAUGUGUUGAUGGCUAUCCAACGGAAUAUUUUUAAUGAGGCCACCCAACUCCAGCAAGAAAAUCCUAACACUAACAGAAACCAACUUCGGGAUUUGAUAACACAGUCGCAGAGCAAUCUUGACCGAAUUUCAUCGACGGACCGAUUGUUGUUUGCUGAUGUACAUGGAGCCCUAGCUGACCUACUGUUGCUUGUAGACCGACCGGCCCCAGCCAUGUCGGCGACAGAAGCGACUGUGCGUUUGGGACUUGAUCGAAAUGAGAACUCCGGAUCUCGAAGAGGCCGUGGCCGACCAGCUAAAGAAAUUGAUCUGCAGUUUGUUAAAGAUCAGCUCCAGAAUGGCUUCACUGCAAAAGCAAUUGCCCAACAACUGAAUUGCAGUCCUCCACUUCUCUACAAGUUUUUGAAGUCUCAUGAUCUGUCUGUUAGAGGAGUGAAAUAUUCAACUAUCAGUGAUGCAGACCUACACAACACAAUUGCUAAUCUUCACGAAUCUCAUCCUAAUUCUGGAAAUGAGAUGAUGAAUGGAUACUUGAAGGGACAAGGAAUCCAAGUUCAAAGGAGGAGAGUCAGAGAAACAUUGACAGCAGUUGAUCCCCCAGCAGCAGCUCAGAGAUGGAGCGCGGCCAUAUCCCGCCGUGUAUACAGAGUGCCAGUACCCAACAGCCUAUGGCAUAUUGAUGGACACAUGCGUCUUAUCAGAUGGGGAAUUGUUACACAUGGGUGUGUUGGUUACUCCAGGACAAUGAUAUACCUUCAGGCAGGAACUAACAACAAGUCAUCAACAGUUCUGCAACUUUUCGUUGAUGGAGUGUUAAGCUAUGGACUUCCGUCAUUUGUAAGAAGUGACAAGGGUGGGGAAAAUGUCCAGGUAGGACUCUUUAUGAACUUGAUGAGGAAUGAAGAGACAGGAGGCUGUAUAACGGGACGUUCCGUCUUUAAUCAACGUAUUGAGAGGAUGUGGAGAGAUGUUCAUAAGGAUGUCAUUGAUAAGUUCUAUCAAACUUUCUACCAACUGGAAGAUGAGUUGCACCUAAACCCAGACAAUGAUGUUCACAUCACAGCAAUCCAUCAUGUGUAUUUGCCAGAUAUUAACAGAAGCCUUGGAGAACUAAGACAAGGAUGGAAUAACCAUCGUCUCCGAACAGAAUGGAACCGAACACCAAAUCAGGUUUGGUUUGAAGGGAUGGCCAAUGGUUCAGCACAUGCACCUGUCAGAGAACUGCAGUCUGAACGAAAUACAAGUGACAGUAUUGAAGAGAAGUUGAGAUCUUUUGGUCUCACACUCCAGGAUGUCCAGCCGGAGCAAGUAGAUGACAUGGAAAGAGUAGUGGUCCAGAGAAGAGGUGUUGACCUUGUUGCGGACUUUGUUGCCCAACUUGAGAGGGAAACAGCUCAUAUGCAGCUGCGUGAGAAGUACCUGCAUUAUGUAUCCAAAAUAAAUGACUAUUUGGCAUAGAUAUGUGAUUAAGAGAAUAUGAAUCACACAUUACGAAAUCCUGGUGAAAAUAAAUGUUUGAAAUGUGUGAAGCCAUGAGAUGUGAAUUGAAAUUGUAUUGCAAUGCAUAUAUAGGUUAGCUUGAUUACUGUUAAUAUUUUUAAAUAUCUAGAAUUACAUGUUUUGGAUGAUAUGUAACUAAAUAAUUGCCAAAGAUGUGUACAUGCAUGUUUCUUUUAUUUUUAGGUCAUCUGACCCGAAGGGUCAGGAUGACCUAUAGUCAUCAUGCUUCGUCCGUCGUCGUGCGCC
Molecule: messenger RNA, 1799 nt
Organism: Pecten maximus
Lineage: Eukaryota; Metazoa; Mollusca; Bivalvia; Pectinida; Pectinidae
Exons: 4
Coding region: 63-1511 (482 amino acids)
Source: RefSeq, a predicted model, not a curated record